This is a messenger RNA of Bufo bufo (common toad), 477 nucleotides long. It is a transcript of the gene CPLX3, whose product is annotated as complexin 3. Lineage: Eukaryota; Metazoa; Chordata; Amphibia; Anura; Bufonidae. Gene Ontology annotation, molecular function: syntaxin binding. The transcript is spliced from 3 exons. Bases 1 to 477 code for a protein of 158 amino acids. Gene Ontology annotation, biological process: regulation of neurotransmitter secretion; synaptic vesicle exocytosis; neurotransmitter transport. The record is from RefSeq and is a predicted model, not a curated record. Gene Ontology annotation, cellular component: SNARE complex; terminal bouton.
AUGGCUUUUAUGGUGAAGACUAUGGUGGGUGGUCAACUGAAGAACCUCACUGGAGGUCUGGGGGGCAAAGAAGAGAAAGGCGAGGGAGAGAAAUCACCAGCUGAAGCACAAGGGAUGACAAGGGAAGAAUAUGAAGAAUAUCAAAAGCAGCUUCUGGAGGAAAAGAUGGAACGAGAGGCAAUGUAUACUCAACGCAAAGCCGAAAGAGCCACACUCCGGACUCAUUUCCGAGACAAGUACCGCUUACCCAAGAGUGACGUUGAUGACACACAAAUCCAGUUAGCUGGUGGAGAUGUUGAGCUACCUAAAGAGUUGGCCAAAAUGAUUGAAGAGGAUAACGAAGAAGAAGAAGGAAGAUUAUCAGUCAUUGGCCAACUUAGCAAUAUCCAGAAUAUUGACUUGGACUCAAUUAAAGGGAAAGCCCAGUCUACACUGGAUGACCUGAAGCAGUCAGCUGAAAAAUGUACUCUCAUGUGA